Messenger RNA from Biomphalaria glabrata, 6939 nucleotides. RefSeq lists its product as uncharacterized. The transcript has 5 exons. Gene Ontology annotation, molecular function: acetyltransferase activity. Bases 156 to 1082 code for a protein of 308 amino acids. The record is from RefSeq and is a predicted model, not a curated record. Lineage: Eukaryota; Metazoa; Mollusca; Gastropoda; Planorbidae.
AACGACUGUGUAGAAAAUACAUAGAUUAGAUCUAUAUGAAUGUUUAUUGUAUUUUCUACACUGGCAUAACUGCGUACGGAUGUCAAAGUACCUAGAAUAACCUAGAAACCUAGGCUCAGAGGUCUAAAUCUUGAUCUAUCCAAGACCGAGACGCUAUGGCCACAAUAGAUCUGUUUUCCAGAGACGAAGCCUUUAACUUUUUGAAAGACAAUCUUAACGUGAAAGAUGUAGAGCAGAGGCUGUCAAUGGACAGGAAGAACCUGUUGGAUGAUAUUGCCACUAACAUGCAGACACACUUGGUUUUUAACAACAUGCGAUUGUUAAGUCUGCCACAAGAGUUGAGGCAGCGACCUAGUUUUGAUGAAAUCAAAUCAGAUUUGAAGAGUGGUAUUGGUGGACUGUGUUAUAACCUCAACAUUGCAGCCUACUACUUAAUAAAGGCUAUCGGAUUUGAUGCAGCACUGGCUCAUGGGACAUGUACAUCCAGCACCAAAUUCCAUGACAAUCAUGUUUUCGUUUACAUUAGGAAUGUGGAAAAAAAUGGAGAUGUAUUUUUAUUGGAGGCUGGCUUUGGAUUCCCAACAUUUCGAGUUAUAAAUUUGGACUUUGAAAAGGAAUCUCCUAUUUAUAUAGAUUCUUUCAUUGAAUACAAGUAUAUUAAGCAUGAAGGUCAAAUACUACGAAUGCAUCGGAAGGGAGAGCUGGUUAGAGGAGCCACUUGUAACACAUCUGAUGGGGUGAACUUUUUUCUUGAUGGGUGGCGACGGUUUUAUUUUGCUGACCCUGAACGGUUCACUAACAAUAUAGAAGAGUUUUAUGCACCAUUUGAUCAGGUUUUUCAGAAUCCAAAAGCUUCACCAUUCCACUUAACUUUUCGAGCUGUUGGUUUCCCUGGAAAAAAGGCUGUGAUGGUUAUUAAUGACAAAACUUUAAUAGAGAAUGACCAAGGAGAACUAGUGUCUACACCAAUACAAGGAGGGGAUGAAGGUACACUGCAAGCUGUCCACAAAUAUUUUCCAGUCAUUCCACAAGAACUCAGCCGAGCAGCUUUAGCCAAUUGGAGGGCAUCAUUAACAUCCUAAGUAGCAUGUUUUAUUAAAAUCUUUGUUUUUCUAUGUCCUUUUAUUUAUAGCCUAACCAGGAAUCAUGAAAUAUGAUUUAUUUUUAAAUUCCAUAAUUGAUACCAAAUUGUACAUUAAGUUAAAAUAGACAGGCAGAUCAGAGAAAUUAAUCUAACCAAAAUGUUUUAGAUUUGGUUUGCUAAUGUCUUGAGUCUAUGGAGUAUCACAAUGUACUGCUUAGUGUUUGUAACCCAUUAUAAUGUGAUGCAGGAAGAUACUAGUACUCUGGCAAUGAAAUGACUUCAACUUCAAUAAGCUUAAACACAAUGUACAUAAUCUGCAUAAACAUAUUUAUAGUGCGACCAAAAUUUCCAAUGCUAUAUUAUGCAGAUGUGCACAGCAUGCACCAUAUAUAUAUAAAUGUGUAGGUCCUUAGGCUCAGUUAUUACAAUAGUAUACUUUAAUUCUCCAAUGAAUUGCUAUAUGAGCAAGGAAGCCAUACAGUACAAACAUUAAAAUGAUAACAAAGGUUACAGCACAUUAAACUUGGAUAAGAAACAAACAACGUAUAAGUUGAAGGUUAGAGUUAUUUGCUACAUCCUCCAUUUCUUUGCCACGCUUGUUGUAGUAUAAUUAGCCUAGGGAGGGUGUGCGUGCAUUAAAGUCAACAGCUAUUAUUAUUAUUGUCCUUGUGUAGUGUGGUAGUUUUAUGUCUAUUUCUGCUGUUGAAGAUGGUGGGCAGCAGAAGUUUUUGAUAGUGUAUUUGGUUCCUCCUCUCCAAAGAAGUAUUUCUUGCAUGUCGAUAUCUGUAUUGUUCUGUGCGUGUUUUACUGUUGCUUGUGUCUCAUUUCUAAUGAGGUUCAUAAUGCAAAGGCAUCUGUACUGUGAUAUUUAAAAAAACAAUAUCUAACACAUCAUCAUCACACUUUUUAAACACUCAAUAUCAUCAUUAUUUCAAGUUACCUAAAGCAUUAUUGCAUUGAAGUGGCAGCGAAAUUAAUUGUAUCUAAACUAGCCUUAUAUCUUGAGCGCAAGUAUGUUAUUGAGAAUCGGACAUGUAUAAAACCUUUUUUUUUGUGUGCCUUUAAACAUGUUUAUAUUUUUAAUGCUUAAAUUUUCAGUUCAUUUGAUUGGACACUGUCUGCCUUCUAUGUGCUCUUCUUUUUUUUUUUACUCUCUGCUGAUGCUUUACUUGAUCUUCUAAUGAAACUGAAUACAUUGCUAAAUGACUGGUUGGAAAUGUCACUUUUAAUAGAAAUCUGAUGGACUUGUUUAAAUGCAGUCUGCCUUACUACCCAGUAUUUUAUUCUUACUCAAAAUGCUUUUUUUUUUUUGUUAUAUGACAUGAUCAAAUGAUAGUGUAAUAAAUUUGAGGGAGGCAGCUCUAUAUAGGUUAGCAGAUAAAGAUGAUGGAUGUUUAUUUUAGCAAGCACAAACAGUGUCCGUCAGCCUUAGGAUCUAUCACUUCAUUUGAUGGUCUUUCCUGCUUGUCUACUUUACACCCCCUCCCCUUUUCCCAUACAAUACCAACAACACAGUUUUCACUGUUACUCCACUCCCAUGAUGAAAACCUUUGAACAUGCCAGUUAUUGUUCUAAAACUGGGAUUAAACUUGAAACCAUUUAUUUAUAAGGGGGAAAUGUUGAGUCUCUUAUGUCACUACCCUAUUCCUCUAUUUGUCUCUACUCUAAAACUUGUCAGAAUUUUCUCAUCCUAGCUACUCUUUUGGUUUUGAUGUUUCUGCUCAUAAAUAAAACUAUUUCUCACUUCUACUAAACUGUUAACUGUGGUGGCAAGUUGUGGCCUUCAACACAAACGUGACAGUGAUGAUUAUUGUUACUUUCUCAACAAUAUGUAUUAACCUGGGGAUGUCUGCAUGAUUCCCACAUGCAUCCUUGAGUUUAACAAGAACUGUAUGUGUGGAGCUUCCGAGGAAGAAUGCAAGUGCCAGGGAAACUACCAAUCUAGUAUUUCUUUUUGAUGUUUCCCUUUCUGACACAGUUAAAGCAUGUUUUGUUAUUGCUACUGUAUCUGAAGUCACAAUUGUGAUGCAGCUAGUUGAUGUUAAUCCCUUUUUAUCAGUUGUAGGAUUAGGAAGACUAUCUUUCAACAAAUUGAGAUUUGUGAUCUCUUUUUCUGACUUUUCUUUUAGAAAUGUAAACGUGGCUCAGAUACUGGGUCCUGCAUAGUUGUUUUUUACAAAUAGGAGAAGUGGCAAAUUUGAGUGACCAGUAAGCUUUAGGUAGGAGGGGCUUUUUGAUUCUAAAGCGUCGCCUAGAGAGUUCUUGUUUUUUAACUAUCUGUCACGUCACUUGUCACUAAGUAAAACUUUCCCCUUAUUCCCGAAACAAAUAACCAAAUCCUAAGUUUCUAGUAUUGGAGAAUCAUUUUCUUUAGUUCCCUCAUUGAUUAAUACCAUUAAACAUUCAUCUACUUGAUUUUCAUUUUCUUCAGUUUCUGUACCUAAGUUUUGAGUUUGAUGAGUUUGAUUUUCAUUGUUUACUUCUGUAUCUAAAUUUUGAAAUUGAUCUUCAUUUCUCUCAUUGUAUAAUUUCAAAUUAUUUAUAUGAUAAGUUUUUAUUUUCCCAUUCAAAUUAAUCUUAUAAUUUACUUCACUUGUUUUGUUUGUAACAAUAAAUGGACCUUUCCGCUGUUUUCCUAAUUUGUUUUUUCAAUCAAUAACCAAAAGUAAUACCUUAUCUCCUACUUGUAAUGUUCUUAAUUUUCUUUUUUUUUCAUUUAAGUUCUUAUGUACUGUUUGUUUGUAUUUCAUGUUAUUCUCAUAAGCUUCUGUCCAUAUUUGUUUUAAAUCUAAUACUGUUUCAUCAUCAUUUUCCUUUUCUACUUUGUUUGAGAUCAAGCUUUCUUUAAAAAUGUGUAUUUCAUUACAAGGUUUCCUCCCAUGGACUAACUCAAAUGGUGAGAAUUGAGUUGCCUCAUGAAUAUUAUUUCUAAGAGAAAAUAGAACAAAAUUAAUAUAUUGAUCCCAGUUUUUCUGAUUAUUUUCUAUAAUUUCAGCUAAGGAUCUUGUUAUAACCCCGUUUAGGCGUUCACAAAGCCGGUUGGCUUCUGGGUGAAAUGGCGAAGAUCUAAUGUGUUCUAUACCUUUAAUGUCCAUCUUUUAAAUAACUCAGAUGUAAACAUAGAAGCAUUGUCUGAUUGUAAUGUUUUUGGUAUCCCAUGUCUGUCUAUGAACUUUAGAUCUAAAGCAUUAAUAAUAUUUUCUGUGUCUAUAUUUGAUAAUGCCACUGCUUCAGGAUAUCUACUAAACAUGUCUACUAUAGUCAAUAUGUACCUAUUAUUGUGCUCAGUUUUAGUUAAAGGUCCUAUGAUGUCUAUUGCUAUCUUUUGAAAUGGUUUAUUUGGUUCAUCCAUUGACUGUAAUGGAGCUUUACCUAGUUUACCCUUAAGCCCUCUUCUUUGACACAUAUCACAUGAUCUUAUGUAUUUAGAUAUAGUUACUUUCAUUUUAAGCCAAAACACUUGUGUUGCUAAAUUUCUAAAACAUUUCUUUAUACCCUUAUGUGCACUAAAACUACUAUCAUGUGACAAAAUCAUGACAUCCUUCCAGUACUUUUGUGGUAAGACUAAUUGUUUUAUUUCUCUACCAUUUAUUUUUGUCUUCCUAAACAGUAUUCCUUCUUCUAUGACAAAACUCUCAACUCUCCUUCUGUCAGUAACUCUAUCAUAUAUUUUCCCAAUGAUGUUAUCCUGUCUUUGCUCUUGGGCCAAUUUAUUGAUUCCUAUUAAUUCUUCUGUUUUUAUUUCUUUACUUCCAUCUUUCUGUUGUCCUGCUUGUCAGGUUUAGGAAUUAUUUGUGUUGUUGAAUAGCUGUACACAACUAAGGUCCUGAGGUUCAACCUGACAAGAACAUCAUUCACACACAGUCGUACAUAGAGUAACCAACUAUGUGGAUAGUUUAAAUAGCAAAAAGAAAUAAUUUAAUUGUAAGAUACUGAUAUAUGUAUCUGUACAAUGAGAGUGAUAAAAUGAUGAAUAGAUAAUAUAUAUAUAACAUAUAUAGAUAGAUAUUAUUCAAUAAUUCACAUAAGCACCUUGCUACCACUUGUCACCAUGAUUUCAUAGUCAACCAGAUGCUGACCGACUGACGUCACAAUACUGCCAACAUCGGCAAUAAUAAAGUUAGACCUCAGCUGAUCCCAACUGAUACCAACUUAUGUGUAACGGCUCUGACACUCAACGCCAUCGCCAAUAUGACAAUGGCACUCAAGACUGUACAAUAUAUUUUGGAGACGACAAGCGACGCCCACACUGGCAUAGAAUCGAGCUCAUUACAUACAACUCCAACUUGGCAAUCUAUAAUGAAAUAACACACAAUUCAACCUCUAUUCCAAAACUAGAAACAGCGACAACCUUAUAUAACAUACAAUAAGAGAUAUCACCACGAAGUAACUCACCCUAAAACAGGGGUCCCAAAAAAUCCUACAGAAUAAUAUAAGUCCAAGAAACUAGUACAGACUAAUAAUCUUUUAUGGACUAACACAUCGUCCGUUUCAACCAAAUUCAGAGGGUGAACUGGCUCAGGACAACGAAUGACCAAUAAUUGUCACCGGACUUUGUGACGUAGCAAAAACAAUUCAAAACAAAAAUACAAGUAAUACGAGUAGAGGAAAUAAAACAGAGUUGGGACAAAGCAAAAGACACUUCUCUAAACUAAGCGACACUGCUUGUGUUUCAUCUUGUUCUUGACUUUGUAUUUCAACUUCCUUUAUUUCUUCUUCCUUCUCAUUGUCUUCUUUACCAUUAACUGUUUCCUCAUUUAUAUCAAGAGAUUCCUGUGUUUCUUCUUUUGGCUUGUCCUUAGACCUGGUUAUUACCAUAUUGCUUAUGUCAUUUUCUGUUUCUGCCUUAGUAUUUUGCUUUAGUCUUUCCUAUUUCUUUUCCCAUGCUUCAUCUUCUUGUCUUGAGCAUUCCUUCAAUCCUGUUAAAUUUCCAAUUAGCAUAUCAUGUCUCACGUUGGGCAUGGCUACUCCCUCACAAUGACCAGUGUAAAAAGGUGUCCCAAUGAACACUUUAAAUACUUCAAAUUCCUUUACACUGCCAUCGGCUAACUCCACUUUCCUGGUGUAACCUUUAUAAUACUGAGGCUCAUUAAGAUCAGCACGAACUACCAGUGUAUUACAACCACUAUCUUGGAUUGCUUUAAUCGGCACAUUGUUUAUAAAAGCUGGGUAGAAGGCGAAAUUGUUUUUGUUUUUCCUAACAAAAAAUAGUCUGUCAGAAUCUCUAUCUUUAUCUUCCCUGCUUUUACUCCUAUUGUAUGUGUUAUUAUUGUAAUUGUUGUUGUAAUUGUUGUACCUAUUUCUACUGUCUGCUCUGUAAUUAUUUCUACUAUCUGAUGUGUACUACUUGAUCUGUUAUAAUUAUUCCUACUGUUUGACCUGUUUUGUGUUCUCCUGCAUCUCAUAGCCAUAUGUCCUUUUUUCCCACAUCUAUAACAUGUUACAUCCCUGUUGUUUGACCUAUCUCUAUUAUUGCUAUAGCUAAAAUGUUGGCGAUCCCUACUUCUACUCCUACUUCUUUCAUUGUUUUCCUGAGUGUUCCCCACUAAAUCAAUAUUCUUUUUAUCUCUACAUCAAAAAGGAUUGCUAGGGUAGGCAUUUUUAUAGGUUCUUAUUAUCUCAGUAAUAUCAUCUAAAACUUUGGGGUUUCUUUUUUUUAUAAAUGAUUGUAAUUGAGGUUCACAUUUAGCUAUAUCAACCAAUAUGAAAUUUUUUAAUCCUUCAAAAGUACUGUCAAUCUUUUCAAAUCCUAACCAUUUAUUAAAAUAGUCUUUUUCCAUAUUAAUUGUGGUUUGAGGUUCUGUUUGGUUGGAGGGUGUGUUAUCAAAAUAUUUUUUUCUAAAUGUGCUGGCAUU